This is a messenger RNA of Oldenlandia corymbosa var. corymbosa, 405 nucleotides long. Lineage: Eukaryota; Viridiplantae; Streptophyta; Magnoliopsida; Gentianales; Rubiaceae. The record is from the annotation of a GenBank genome assembly.
AUGCAUGUUGGAGUUAAGUUACUUCGUGGAAUGAUACCCAAAUGCCCUCAUGAACAAUGCAAAAAAGUUGAUGAUUGCAAGAAGUUCUUGACACCCGAGCUGUUUAAGAUGAUGAGCCAGCGCAUUAUAGAGACAUCCAUUCCUGCAGCUGAUAGAAUAUACUGUCCAUACCCCAGAUGCUCUGCCCUAAUGUCCAGAUCUGAGUUAAGGCGUGCUUCACAGAUGCCAGCGAUUAAACUGUGCAAAAAGUGUACUCGCCCCUUUUGUAUUGAAUGCAAGCAACAAAAAGUCGCUGGCGGCAAUGUAAGGUUUGCAACUUUAUGGUAUCACUCGUCAAGGGCUGCAACCACAUUUAUUGCAGAUGUGGGCAUGAGUUUUGCUACAUUUGUGGAGCGCCAUGGAUGA